Astyanax mexicanus (Mexican tetra) is the source of this 1572-nucleotide messenger RNA. It is a transcript of the gene ccnb1, whose product is annotated as cyclin B1. Gene Ontology annotation, molecular function: cyclin-dependent protein serine/threonine kinase regulator activity. Gene Ontology annotation, cellular component: cytoplasm; mitochondrial matrix; cyclin B1-CDK1 complex. NCBI's taxonomy places the organism in Eukaryota, Metazoa, Chordata, Actinopteri, Characiformes, Acestrorhamphidae. Gene Ontology annotation, biological process: mitotic cell cycle phase transition; mitotic metaphase chromosome alignment; regulation of cyclin-dependent protein serine/threonine kinase activity. The record is from RefSeq and is a predicted model, not a curated record. The coding region runs from base 139 to 1332 and encodes 397 amino acids. The transcript has 9 exons.
GCGAGUUUUAGAACGCAGCGAAUCAGGUUCGAAAGAGCGACAAUUUAAACCUGAGGGAGAUGCUGGUUUGGUACGUGCUGUUUCAGCGCUGACCUGUUCACUCUACAGACCCACAAACUGAGAUACAGCAGCUCAGACAUGGCUCUCCGCGUCACAAGAAGUACUCGCCUGGCCAGCAGCGAGAACCAGAAUGCUGUUGCUGGAAAAGCAGUAGUUGCAAGCAAGCCUUCACUAAGGCCCAGAAAUGCUCUUGGAGAGAUUGGAAAUGCAGUGCUGCCCCGACAGACCCUGAAGAAAAAGCAGGAUGUGAAGCCUGCUGCUCCUGCAGUGGUUGAGAAGGUGGUUGAGCCUGUUAAGCAGCCAAAGAAAGAAGUUCCUGCAGUUCAAAAUGAGGUUCAGCUUUUGUCUGAGCCUUCCUCCCCUGUGCCUAUGGAAACCUCUGGCUGUGCACCUGAGGAUCUGUGCCAGGCUUUCUCUGAUGUGCUGCUCAAUAUCAAAGAUGUGGAUGCUGAUGACUACGACAAUCCCAUGCUCUGCAGUGAAUAUGUGAAGGACAUCUACAAAUACCUCCGGCAACUUGAGGCUGAUCAGGCUGUCAGGCCAAGGUAUCUGGAAGGAAGGGAAGUCACUGGGAACAUGCGUGCCAUCCUUAUUGACUGGCUUGUCCAGGUCCAAAUCAAGUUUAGGCUGCUGCAGGAGACCAUGUACAUGACUGUGGCAAUCAUUGACCGCUUUCUUCAGGAUCAUCCAGUUCCCAAGAAGAGACUCCAGCUGGUUGGUGUCACUGCCAUGUUCAUUGCUUCCAAGUAUGAGGAAAUGUACCCACCAGAGAUUGCAGACUUUGCCUUUGUGACCGACCGUGCCUACACUACUGCUGAAAUCCGGGACAUGGAGAUGACCAUCCUGAGGGUUCUGAAGUUUAGCUUUGGUAGACCUCUGCCCCUUCAGUUCCUGAGGAGGGCUUCAAAAAUUGGAGAGGUUACUGCAGAGCACCACACCUUGGCUAAAUACUUUGUAGAACUCACCAUGGUGGACUACGACAUGGUGCACUUUGCUCCCUCGCAAGUUGCCAGUGCUGCUUUUGCCCUCAUGCUUAAGGUCUUUAACUGUGGUGAAUGGACCCCAACUCUGCAGUUUUACAUGGGCUAUGCUGAGGACAGCCUGAUUCCAGUGAUGCAGCAUAUUGCCAAAAAUGUGGUAAAGGUCAAUGAAGGGCUCUCAAAACAUCUGGCUGUUAAGAACAAAUACUCCAGUCAGAAGCAGAUGAGGAUUGCCUCCAUCUCACAGCUCAAGUCAUCACUGGUCAAGGACCUUGCAAAGCAAGCUUCCUAGUGGGAUUUUUGAAGAGACUUUAGCACUGUGUGCUGCUUGUAAAUUUGUAACUUAAUUGCAUGCUUUUACAUUUUGCCUUUUACAACUUUUAGUAUGUUCUGAUUUUAAGGUUGUACAUUUUGACCAGGGUUUACUGCUUUAUUUUUUUCACUGCCAUUUGUUUUUGGUAAAUGUAACUGGUUAUGACUACAACUGUGCAAUCCUGUACAUCUUAAAUUUCAAUAAAAUUUUAAUAUUUUA